AUGGGAAUAUCUCUACAACAGUGUAAAGCACGGGGUCGACCAUGCACGUUUUACAAAGAUGGAUCGUUUGAUCCAGAUCAGGAAGCGGGUGAAGAUGUAGGAGCAACACAACUGUCACAAGAAGGCAAUUCAUCUGCUACUGCUGGUGCUGGUGCUGCUGGUGCCACUGAUCAACAACAUGGCAACAAUGAAGAUCCACAAGAAUCAUGUUUUUUGUUUGCUGAUACCAAAGAUAGCAAUUACAUUCGCAACAAACGACGUGGCCCACCACUUGAAUCACGUACUAGCAAUACGCUUGCAUCACUUGGCGAGGGGUUGCGUAAAGUCAGCUUGUACGAGACGCACACAGGCAAGGCAUUUGCUGAUGCUGAACCUUUUGGUAGCUUUAUCAAAUGGAUUGCAGAGCCACCGUUGCCUGGACGAUACGCAGGAUCGAUCGAGAUGCCUUCCCGCAAAGUACAAAUGGAAAUGCUCGAAUACCAUUUUAGUGAGAAUUACGAGACGAUGCCAAUUAUUCCCAAGCGAUACUUUUUUGAUCAACUCAAGUGCAAAGGUCCAUUUAUUACGCCACUCUUACUCAAUGCUAUCUAUGCCCAAACAAGUCGAUACAUCACCAGCGACGACGAAUUGCCAAAGUCAGAAGUCUUUUUCCAUCGAGCGAAACGAUUGUUGGAUGAUUUCAUGGAUGUUCCUCGUGUCAGUACAGUGGUUGCAUUAUGCUACAUGAGCUUGUACGAAUCACGGCCAUCGUCAACACAACGUAGUGGCAGCCCGUAUUGUCGAUCAUGGAUGUACAGCGGAAUGGCCUAUCGGAUGUGCCUCGAAUUGGGUCUGCAUAAUCAAAACAAUGUUGCCAGAGACUUGUCACCCAUUGAAAUCGAGUUGCGUAAAAGGGUGUAUUGGUCUUGCUAUUGCCUCGACAAGUUGCACAGCACAGGAUGGGAACGACCGUGGAUGCUAUCAACAACAAUGACACAAACUGAUCUACCAGGUCCAUUACCAGAAGACGAUGAAGAGGAGCAGCUCAUUGUUCAAGGACUUGUGGAAAAGAUCAAGUACGCACGUAAAGGAGAGGAAGCCAUGACCAUUGUAGCAACGCAUCGGCCCAUGGCAGCAGCAGCAGCAGCAGCAGCAACAUUCCAUCGUGGCGGCGCGUCUUCAGAAGCGAGCAACAGCAACAAGCAUCCAGAAAAGGAGAAGGUGGAAUAUUUUCAGAAUCAUUAUUGGGAUAUUCUUCGUGGGUUACCUCCUGGGUUACAAUGGACACCCAUAUCAGCAACAUCGCCUGAACAAGUGCUGCAGCUACCAGCACCAAGACCGCUUGUUGCUCAUCUACACUUGCAGGUGCUCCAUGGUCUCCUUGAUUCCUAUUUUCGAUCUCCCGAUAAUUCAUACAAUCAAUUACAACGGCGUAUCCUGGCAACGUGUAUCACUCAGCUUGUGCAUUGCAUGUGUGAUCGUCCAGCUUCAGUCAUCAAGUUUGACGUUUUGAUUCAUAUGCUCCUUUCAGCCACCAAGGUCCAUGUGAGACAUUUAUACAACAGCGAUAUGGAUAUUGCACGUCAUGCGUGGGCUAUGUUUGAUCGCUCUAUUCUUGCUAUUCAUCGCCUGCGAAAGUAUGCAACCAUUCCCAACAGUGCAAAGUUCUUACAACAUCUUGGAAGCAGUGUAGAAGGUUAUGAAGUCCCACAUGAGAUCCUAUCAUCCGCCAUGUCUUCAGAACACCCUCCUCCUCCAUUACCACCUGUUCUUGCAGCACCCGAUGAUGGCUCAUGUACAGCAGCAGCAGCAGCAGCAGCAGUGGCAGCAGUGGCAAUGUCUCAUCCACCACCUCCACCACCACCAUUGACAAUGUCAGGGUUAAUGUCAUCAUCGGAUGAUCUUCAUACACUUGGGAGUAUGUACAUGCAUAAACCACCAUCCAGCAUACCAACGAAAGCAAUCAGCCAACCACCACCUACGUCUACAACAACUACAGCAGCCUCCAGCAGCACCAAUUUGAUGGAACCUUAUAGUGGUGGAGAUGAUAGUGGAUACGUUGUACUUUCCAUGAACCAGCAGGACUGGAACCCAGCAGCACCAACCAUCAUUUCUAGAUCACCACCUUCUCCUUCACCAGCACCACGUACGACUAGUACAAUCCAUCAUCAUCAACCAUUCAUGCUAGAUCAUCAACAUCAACCACAUCAUCAGCAUCAGCAUCAUCAACAUCAACAACAACACCUUGCAACCACGACGACGUCUUCUGAUAUCAUAUCUGCUACCAACAUGAGCAGCCAUGAUUCCACAGCAACAGGGAUGAUCCAUUUACGACAACCCAACGACAAUCCUCCUCCAUCCACUCAUUCUCGACACCACCAGCAUCAUCAUCAACAUCAACAUCAACAUCAUUUAUAUACGUCACCAAGUACGUCUCAACCUCUCACAUCGCAACACCACGAUCUAUAUCAUUCUCAAGUACUAUCACAACAACAAGAACAAGAGCCAUCUGUAUGGGAUUUCGAGCAAUAG
Molecule: messenger RNA, 2511 nt
Organism: Lichtheimia ornata
Lineage: Eukaryota; Fungi; Mucoromycota; Mucoromycetes; Mucorales; Lichtheimiaceae
Exons: 2
Coding region: 1-2511 (836 amino acids)
Biological process (GO): DNA-templated transcription
Molecular function (GO): zinc ion binding; DNA binding
Source: RefSeq, a predicted model, not a curated record